Messenger RNA from Aspergillus candidus, 1025 nucleotides. Its product is annotated as TMEM14 family protein. The transcript is spliced from 2 exons. Gene Ontology annotation, cellular component: membrane. Bases 90 to 404 code for a protein of 104 amino acids. The record is from RefSeq and is a predicted model, not a curated record. Lineage: Eukaryota; Fungi; Ascomycota; Eurotiomycetes; Eurotiales; Aspergillaceae.
AUACCACCUACCUCGAUCUACAUCAUCAUCAUCUAUCCUAUCCUCCUCUAUCUCUCACACAUAAAACAACAACCGAUCAAUAAUCCAAAAUGACAACCGAAAAAACAGCCCUCUCCCUCUCCCUCCUCACCUCCCUCGGCGGCAUAAUCGGCUACGCGCGCACGGGCUCCGUCCCCUCCAUCGCCGCAGGCGUCUCCAUCGGCGCCCUGUACCUGUACAGCUACACGCGGCUGCAGGCGAACCAGCCUUACGGGGAUGAACUAGCGCUGUUGGCUUCUGCUGUGUUGGGCGGGAGUUCGAUCCCCAGGGCGAUUAAGACGAGGAAGGUUGUUCCGAUUGGGUUGGGGGGGUUGGCUGUUGUUGGGGGGGUGGUGUUUGGGUCUGCGGUUUAUAAUCGCAGGUGAUCUAUCUUGUCUUUCUUUUUGUUCUGUAGGGUCUACUUGUGUUAUUGAUUGAUUGAUUGAUUGGUUGGUUGAUUGAUUGAUUGUCUGUCUACUUGAGAAGUGGAUGAUUGUGUUGCUUGAUGUACCCCGUAGCGUACGUUACAAUAUAAUAAGAUAAGAUAAUGAUAUUCCCUACCUGUACUCCGGAACUUACAUGUCAUGCUCUCUACCUCUCUCUCCUUUCUACCAAUUCCGCUACCCUACCAUCCACCUACCACCCACUACCAAGCCGCCCGUCAGUGACAAGUCUCCUUGCUUGACAUAGAUCGACUUAGCUUUUCCGCUGUCACCUCCCUCGAGUAUCGCCUGCUAGGCUGCUGCGACGCACCUAGCUCCCUAGAGUAUCAUUCGGCGCUGUCACAGCUGCAGGUACCUCGUCCAGAACAGUCUCCUCCUGAGGAACGAACGCAUACCGCGGCAGUCGUGCCAUCUUCUCCUCCGGACUGGUCUCGUUGUCGGCGUACACCAGCCGGGUCUGCUUCGCCUUGUCCUUCUUGGUCGUCUUCUCGUCUGUCGGUUCGGCUUUCGCGGGCGCCGCUGCCGGUGCCGCUGGGGCUGCUGCCGGCGCCGCUGGGGCUGCUG